AUGCAAGGCUAUGUCAUUCGAACAGUUUCGACCUUUGAUGACUCAAUGUUGCGUCGAAAUGCGAAUAUUCAUGGAAUGGAAGAUCCUCCUGAAGAUGAAAUCUCUCCGAGGGGCGCAAUGGAAUUUCCUGAUGCCGAAGCUAGUAGGGCCCAGAAGAAGGAUACUGACAAGAAAAAUACGAGCAUGGUUUCAAAAUCGUCCACAGCCUCAUCACGAUCACUAAAGCGCAACUUGUCCGAUUCUCAAUUGGUGGCAAACACGAGCAAAUCGAGUAUGCAUUCUUGGAAGUGCAGCCUUUGCUUUCAUGAUAACUUGAACACGAUGCUUUCGGCAUGUGCCAUGUGCGGAACCAAUAUGGACGCCUCCUUUAUGGCGGCUCUUAAUGCGCUAGACAAUCUCAAGGAUCCUUCGGUGCACAAUGAUGAGGAAGACAUCAAUCGCAGCAGCGGAGGCAGUGACAAGAGUGAUGGAGAAAAGCUUUUUACAGCUUCCUUUACUGACCGUGAUAGUUCGUUUCGAACCGCAGGAGAUGAGGAUGCAACCUUUGUCUCGUUUCAGACCGCACAACAGUCUGUGGAUAUGAGAGCUGAUGUCAGCACGAUCAACCCCGAAACUGUCGGUACUAGCAUUCAAGGCGACGGCAGCAGCAUUAUGGAGGAUGAACAUGAAAAGGAAAACCGUUCGAACGAGAAUUCAAGUACCAAGAGUGACACUUCAGCCAAGGCCCGAUCAGACAUCUCCGUUCGAGAUACGAUGCUCAAGCUUUCACAGAGCCUGAUGGACAUUUCUGUUGGUUCAUCUGUCACAAUGCAAAACCAAACCUCUAUGGUACUGCAAGAUACGAGUAUGUCAGAGGGCAAUGGAAUGUCGACAAACGAUGCCCUUGUUUCAAACAAGACUACUACAAUCGACACAACAGAUGAUAGCAUUCAUACUCUUUUGAAUGUUACUCGUUCAGAAGUAGAUGAUGAAUUCGACCCAAUGUUGUUUCAACGGGAAGAGAUAGAGGACGCAGACUACCUUGGUGGUCGACAAGAUGAUAGUGAGGAACUCCUCGAAGAAGUAGAAUGUGGUUUCGAGAAAGCCGAAACACCUACAAUGGAAAACAUCGCUGGCCAUCCUUCUGCUUUUGAAAAAGAGAUUCAACUUGAUGAGUAUAUUCAACAGAGUCGAGACGGACAACAAAGGAAUGCUACCGACGAAUCAUUCGGCGUCUUUCCUCAUGUUACCAAGAUAGAAAAAGAGAUCCAGCUUGAUGAGUAUAUUCAACAGAGUCGAGACGAACAACAAAGGACUGCUACCGACCAAUCAUUUGACGUUUUCCCGUAUGUGGCCAAGGCAGAAAGAAAUGGGUCAAUCAAGGUUGGUGAAAACAAGAGUAGGAGUCAAGUUCAAACUGAAGUCGCCAUGGGCGACCAAGAAGGCAUCAUUCAAGAACGAGAAUCUUUUGUGGAUCAGAAUAUAUGGCGGAUUCGAAAAACUGUGGCAUUGACUGUUGCUGUCAUUGUUCUCGUUUCCAUCUUUGCCAUUGCCUGA
Molecule: messenger RNA, 1536 nt
Organism: Cylindrotheca closterium
Lineage: Eukaryota; Bacillariophyta; Bacillariophyceae; Bacillariales; Bacillariaceae
Source: the annotation of a GenBank genome assembly